CCCAUGCUGUGAUGUGUUAUCCAGCAGGAACGAAGGUCAUUAGCUGGUAGAUGAGCAUGACAAUAGAGUACUAAACACAAAUCUAUAAUCUGUCAUGUUUUGUCGUGACCUUCUGCUAGUUAUUAGAGCCCAGAGCUACCUGCUUGUUCCUCUGGCUCUAUAAAAGAGGAGGCUCUGCACCUAGCAGUCUCCCCCUUCCCUUUGCCUCCCUUUCAUUGCUCGAUCGCUCUAAAGCCCUCCCUGUCAGAGCUAGCCAGGUUGCCAUGGCCGGGAGCGGAAGCAGCAGCGGGAGUGGGAGCAGCAGCUCGCCGUGCGCGUCGUGCAAGCUGCUACGGCGGCGGUGUACCCAGGAGUGCGUGUUCGCGCCCUACUUCCCUCCUGAGGAUCCUCAAAAGUUUGCCAUCGUCCACAAGGUCUUUGGCGCCAGCAAUGUCAGCAAGAUGCUCCAGGAGCUGCCUGCUCAGCAGAGGGCGGAUGCGGUAAGCAGCCUGGUGUACGAGGCCAACGCACGGAUGAGGGACCCUGUCUACGGCUGCGUCGGUGCCAUCUCCUACCUCCAGCAGCAAGUCUCACAACUCCAGAUGCAGCUCGCCCUCGCCAAGGCCGAGAUCCUCUGCGUCCAGAUGCAGCACGAUGGCCAUGCAACUGUUUCGUCACCACCAUUAUCAGCAUCGCAACAACUUGAGCGAAAACAGCAGCAGCUCAUGGAAUGCGAGGCGUAUGGUAGCCUGCUCAUGCAAGAUGGCCUGAUUAACGCGUCGUUCAACAGCACUGCCGCCGCCCAUCAUCAGCAGCAGAUGAUGGGCAGCUUAGGUUCCGCGGGGAACACUGCAAUGAUGCUGCAGGAGGCGUGCCUCAAGAAAGAGUCUCUGUGGACAUGAAUUAUGCAUUACUUCCAUUCGUCGAUAAGGAAACUUUGUCUCUGUCCACUUGUGUAAUUUUCCAAAAAUAUGGGAAAUCAAUUAAGAGCAGAUAAUUGGGUCACAUGACCAACAUAA
Molecule: messenger RNA, 998 nt
Organism: Setaria italica (foxtail millet)
Lineage: Eukaryota; Viridiplantae; Streptophyta; Magnoliopsida; Poales; Poaceae
Product: LOB domain-containing protein 12
Exons: 2
Coding region: 264-881 (205 amino acids)
Source: RefSeq, a predicted model, not a curated record